This is a messenger RNA of Etheostoma spectabile (orangethroat darter), 1892 nucleotides long. It is a transcript of the gene acat2, whose product is annotated as acetyl-CoA acetyltransferase 2. The record is from RefSeq and is a predicted model, not a curated record. Lineage: Eukaryota; Metazoa; Chordata; Actinopteri; Perciformes; Percidae. Gene Ontology annotation, molecular function: acyltransferase activity, transferring groups other than amino-acyl groups. The coding region runs from base 54 to 1241 and encodes 395 amino acids. The transcript is spliced from 11 exons.
AGCACAACACUUUGAAGCAGCGUCUCUCCGACUUCCACCAGCCGUUUAUCACAAUGAACUCCGAGCCUGUUGUCAUCGUCUCUGCUGCACGGACACCAAUUGGGUCCUUAAACGGUGCUCUGUCCACGGUGCCUCUGCCUGACCUGUGUUCAGUUGUGAUCAAGGAUGUUCUGAAGCGGGCAGGGGUGAAGCCAGAAGAGGUCUCUGAGGUUAUCAUGGGACACGUCCUAACAGCAGGUCAUGGGCAGAACCCGGCACGUCAAGCCAGUGUUGGGGCAGGGAUCCCCUACCCUGUCCCGGCCUGGAGCUGCCAGAUGGUGUGUGGCUCUGGGCUGAAGGCUGUGUGUCUGGGAGCUCAGUCCAUCCAGACUGGAGAGUCCGCUGUGGUGGUGGCAGGCGGCAUGGAGAGUAUGAGCAGGGCUCCUCACACGCUGCAAAUGAGAGCGGGGGUGAAGAUGGGCGACGCCUCCCUCCAGGACUCCAUGGUGGCCGACGGCCUGACAGACGCCUUCCACGGCUACCACAUGGGCAUCACAGCUGAGAAUGUAGCAAAGCAGUGGGGAGUUAGUCGAGAGGACCAGGACCGGUUUGCUGUCCAGUCCCAGAACAAAACGGAGGCUGCACAGAAAUCUGGACAUUUUGAUCAAGAGAUUGUCCCAGUCAUGGUGCCGUCCAGAAAAGGUCCAGUGGAGGUGAAGAUGGAUGAGUUUCCUCGCCACGGCAGCAACAUGGAAAGCAUGUCCAAACUGAGACCCUGCUUCAUUAAGAACAGCAGUGGCACAGUCACCGCUGGCAACUCCUCAGGUAUUAAUGAUGGAGCAGCAGCAACUGUCCUAAUGAGCCAAUCAGAGGCUGUGAGGCGUGGCCUAAAACCCAUGGCCAGAAUCGUAUCGUGGGCUCAAGCUGGCCUUGACCCGUCUAUCAUGGGAACUGGACCAAUCCCAGCCAUCAGGAAAGCGGUUGAAAAAGCAGGCUGGCAGUUGGACCAAGUCGACUUAUUUGAGAUCAAUGAAGCUUUUUCUGCCCAGUCUGUUGUUGUGGUUAAAGAGCUUGGCCUUAAUGCAGACAAGGUGAAUGUGAGUGGUGGUGCCAUCGCUCUGGGCCAUCCCAUUGGCAUGUCUGGCUGCAGAGUGCUGGUCACCUUGUUGCACACACUUAAGAGGACUGGAGGCCACAAGGGCGUGGCGUCUCUCUGCAUUGGAGGAGGGAUGGGCAUCGCCAUGUGUGUGGAGAGGGUUUGAGAAAAAAACCUAAUUCUGCUUCACAAAUUGAAGCGUCAUCUUUAAGCUAUAAGGGAUACUUAAAAAAUUGUUUACACUGUGGGAUAUGAUAUAAAAUGAUUUACCUCAGUUCUUCCAGUUCGUAUCUUGGGUCUCAUCCAAAAAUAUCUUGCCAUUCUCACUGUGAACUUUAAAUUAACCCUUCCUCAGGCAAUAGCUAUGUGACAAGUGACUUAAAAUGUCUAGAUAAUGUACAUCUAGUGUAGACUUAGAGCUUAAACAUGCUGGAAUUAGAUGUGCCAGGUAAGCGCCAUGCUGCAGUUUGUAGUUGCUGUUAAGUAAUCAAUGAGGGGGAACCUGUUUAAUUACCUGUACAAAAGUGAAAAACUGCAAAUGCAAGGCUUUUAGUGCCUAGUCUGUAAGACAUGCUACAGACUGUAAAGAUCAUUUUUAAUUUGUGGUGUAAUUUGACAGUUUGCAGCACUCCAUAGAUUCAGAUUGCUGUAAAAACCGGAUUCAAUCACCUUCAGAGUAGUCUUGAAACAGUGCCAUAACAUUAAGUACGCUAGCCUUCUCUAACCACGUGCUUCCUGUACGUAGCACGAUGUCUGAAAAUGUUUCCUGUAAUCCAGCUGUUCUACAUAUCAAUAAAGUGAUAAGCCCAAGGGUCAA